This is a messenger RNA of Pipistrellus nathusii (Nathusius's pipistrelle), 1341 nucleotides long. NCBI's taxonomy places the organism in Eukaryota, Metazoa, Chordata, Mammalia, Chiroptera, Vespertilionidae. The record is from the annotation of a GenBank genome assembly.
AUGGCGGCGCGCAAGGGUCGGCGGCGCACGUGUGAAACCGAGGAGCCCAUGGAGGCCGAGUCCCGCGAGGCUGGGUCCGAGGGCCCAGCCCAGGUCUACCUGCCCGGCCGGGGGCCGUCGCUGCGCGAAGGAGAGGAGCUGGUCAUGGACGAGGAGGCCUACGUGCUGUACCACCGGGCGCAGACAGGCGCCCCCUGCCUCAGCUUUGACAUCGUCCGGGAUCACCUCGGGGACAAUCGCACAGAGCUGCCUCUGACCCUCUACCUGUGUGCCGGGACCCAGGCGGAGAGCGCCCAAAGCAACAGAUUAAUGAUGCUCCGGAUGCACAAUCUGCACGGGACCAAGCCCCCGCCAUCAGAGGGCAGCGAUGAGGAGGAGGAAGAGGAGGAUGAAGAGGAUGAAGAAGACCGGAAGCCUCAGCUGGAGCUGGCCAUGGUGCCCCAUUACGGAGGCAUCAACCGAGUCCGGGUGUCCUGGCUGGGCGAGGAGCCGGUGGCGGGGGUGUGGUCAGAGAAGGGCCAGGUGGAGGUGUUCGCGCUGCGGCGGCUCCUGCAGGUGGUGGACGACCCCCAGGCCCUGGCCGCCUUCCUCCGGGACGAGCAGGCUCGCACGAAGCCUAUCUUCACCUUCGCCGGCCACAUGGGCGAGGGCUUCGCGCUGGACUGGUCCCCCCGAGUGCCCGGGCGCCUGCUGAGCGGUGACUGUCACAAGAACAUCCACCUCUGGACCCCCACGGACGGCGGCUCCUGGCACGUGGACCAGCGGCCCUUCGUGGGCCACACGCGCUCCGUGGAGGACCUGCAGUGGUCCCCGACCGAGGACACGGUCUUCGGCUCCUGCUCCGCCGACGCCUCCAUCCGCAUCUGGGACAUCCGGGCCGCCCCCAGCAAGGCCUGCAUGCUCACCACGGCCGCCGCCCACGACGGGGACGCCAACGUCAUCCACUGGAGCCGCCGGGAGCCCUUCCUGCUCAGCGGCGGGGACGACGGGGCCCUCAAGGUGUGGGACCUGCGGCAGUUCAAGUCCGGCUCCCCGGUGGCCACGUUCAAGCAGCAUGUGGCCCCCGUGACCUCCGUCGAGUGGCACCCCCAGGACAGCGGGGUCUUCGCAGCCGCGGGCGCAGACAACCAGAUCACACAGUGGGACCUGGCGGUGGAGCGGGACCCCGAGGCGGGCGACGCGGAGGCCGAGCCCGGGCUGGCGGACCUGCCCCAGCAGCUGCUGUUCGUGCACCAGGGCGAGACGGACCUGAAGGAGCUGCACUGGCACCCGCAGUGCCCGGGGCUGCUGGUGAGCACCGCGCUGUCCGGCUUCACCGUCUUCCGCACCAUCAGCGUCUGA